Drosophila arizonae is the source of this 3917-nucleotide messenger RNA. It is a transcript of the gene Orp8, whose product is annotated as Oxysterol-binding protein-related protein 8. Lineage: Eukaryota; Metazoa; Arthropoda; Insecta; Diptera; Drosophilidae. The record is from RefSeq and is a predicted model, not a curated record. Gene Ontology annotation, molecular function: cholesterol binding. Gene Ontology annotation, cellular component: membrane; cortical endoplasmic reticulum; cytosol.
CAGGAGCAUUUCAGUUUCGAGUUGCCAAUAACAGCACAGUUAAAAAACACAUAUAAAAAUACAAAAAAUUAAAAAAAAAAACAGAAGUUCGGAAAACAAAAUUGUAUGUGCCGUAAGGAGGGAAGCUAAGCAAAAUCAAUAAUUGGCCGAGCCUGCGUGUGUUUGUCUGUGCGUGUGUAAGUCGUGUAUGUGAGAGUGUGUCAACCUUGCACGCUGGACAACUGAAGCAAAGGCCAUGCUGAUUAAGCAAUAAGUAGAAGAAGAAGCAGACUACAAAAACAUAACAACUUCAGAAGACAAUAUGCAACAACAACAACAACAACCACCACCAACGCAGCAGCAGCAACAUCAACAUCAACAUCAACAACAGCAACCAGCUGUCAUAACCAAUUCGAGCAGUGGCAACCACACGCCCAUCAACUCAGGUGUCGGUGCGGGUGCUCUACCAGGUAGCAGCACACCCAUACGCAUAGGCAGUGCAAAGCAUGCGGGCGGCGGGGAUACACUGGUGCCGCCAGUGGCCAACGUCGCCUCCCAUUCAGUGCCCGGCACACCGCAACAGCAGCCGCCGCAGUCGAGCAGCGUGCCCACGGCCACUGGGAGUCAUCUGCAGCUGCAGACGGCCGGAAUAAUGUCCAUGGCGGCCUCCAAUCAGUCGCUGGGCGUCAGUGCCGGCAUUGGCGCCAGUGCAGGCGGCAGCAGCAUCAGCGGCAUUAACAUAACGCCACCAAACAGCGCCGGCCUGAGGCAGUCGUCAGUAUUCGAUUUUAAAUUCAAGCGUCGACCCUCGCAAAAAGUGCUUUUAACCAAACUGCCCUCCACAGACAGUUUGAGCAACAGCCCAGCGCCAUCAUCGCCAGGAAUCGCCAAUUGGGCCGCAGAUAAUCGUGAUGGCAAUUCGGCAGACAAGUCUGCUGCAGAUGCGGCCAAGCUCAAUCGCAAGGAGUCGUACAAGGCCCAGCGCAAGAACUAUCGGCGCGAGAAGAAGCGCGUGGCCAGUGAGUUGAUGAACUCUCUGCAGGAUCCGGCGGUCAUAGUGCUGGCUGACUGGCUAAAGGUGCGCGGCACACUAAAGUCCUGGACGAAGCUGUGGUGCGUGCUGAAGCCUGGCCUGUUGCUCAUCUACAAGAGCCAAAAGACAAAAAGCAGCCACUGGGUGGGCACAGUUAUGCUGACCUCGUGUCAGGUGAUUGAGCGGCCCAGCAAGAAGGACGGCUUCUGUUUCAAGCUCUUUCAUCCGUUGGAUCAGCCCAUUUGGGCGCCACGCGGACCCGAUAAGGAGACCAUAGGCGCUGUGGUUCAGCCACUGCCCACAGCCUACUUGAUCUUUCGAGCGCCGAGCCAGGCCGCUGGCAAGUGCUGGAUGGAUGCACUGGAGCUGUCGUUGCGCUGCUCAGCUUUAUUGCUGCGGUCCAACAGCACCAAUACGCCGUCCAGCAACUACGCCGAAGAGCCGUUGCCCGUCUCGGACGAGACUCAGUGGUCGGAAGCCGACUAUGAGAAGCAUUUCAACGAUCACGAUCUGGACGCUGACAGUCAAAAUGAAGCGCCCAAUGCGGCAAUGUCGGGACUGGAGAGCGACUCAGAGUCAGAACCGGCACAUGAAGAUGAUGUGGCUGAACAAAUACCAUGCGAGGAGACUACCUAUGUGCCAUUUCAAGAGGAGGAGUUCGGUGAGCAAGGAGAGCAAGUGGAGGAGUUGGCCGAGGAAAAUAAGAGCCUCAUCUGGUGUAUCGUGAAGCAGGUGCGACCCGGCAUGGAUCUAAGCAAGGUGGUGUUGCCCACGUUUAUUCUGGAGCCGCGCUCGUUUCUUGACAAGCUGUCUGACUCCUAUUAUCAUGCGGAUUUGCUCUCUAGGGCUGUCCAUGAAGAUGACGCCUACACACGCAUGAAAUUCAUCGUGCAAUGGUACCUGUCCGGGUUCUACAAGAAGCCCAAAGGCCUCAAGAAGCCAUAUAAUCCCAUAUUGGGCGAAACGUUUCGUUGCUACUGGCAACACCCCAACGGCAGUCGUACCUUUUACAUUGCCGAACAGGUUUCGCAUCAUCCGCCGGUAUCGGCAUUUUAUGUUACGAAUCGCGAGGAUGGCUUCAGUAUCUCCUGCUCCAUCUUGGCCAAAUCGAAGUUCUAUGGCAAUAGCACGUCGGCCGUACUAGAGGGUAUGGCCACGAUGACGCUACUGCCACGUGGCGAAAUUUAUACAGCAACCACGCCCUAUGCCCACUGCAAAGGUAUACUCAUGGGUACAUUGUCCAUGGAGCUCGGUGGCAAGAUAAACAUCGAAUGCGAGAACACCGGUUACAAGACGGAGCUCGAAUUCAAGCUGAAACCAUUCCUUGGCGGCUCAGACACCAUAAACGUAGUCGUAGGCAAAAUUAAAUUGGGUAAAGAAACUUUGGCUACUAUUAACGGUCACUGGGACAAGGAGCUACGCCUCAAGGAUCUAAAAACCGGAGAAGAAAGCGUACUAUUGAAGGUCGAUGCAGAAAUGCGCUCGAAGCGGCUAAUACGGCACGUGGUGCCAUUGGAGAAACAGUUGCCAACAGAGUCGCAGCGUCUUUGGAGUCUUGUUUCAGAUGCCAUAGCACGGGAGGAUCAAGUCGCUGCUACCGAGCAGAAAACAGUGCUGGAGGAAAACCAACGAGCGGCGGCCAAGUCGCGUUUACAGAACGACCAACCACAUGUUCCGGCCCUCUUUGAACUGAACGCUUACGGCGAGUGGAUAUACAAGUACGCGGAUUUGCGGCCAUGGGACGUUCGUAACGAUGUACGCCAAUACGAAUGUGAUUAUAAGGUGCUCACCGAGACGCGGAACAAAACGGUGCCGAUCGUGCUUAGCACCGAACUAAUGCGUUCCAAUAUAGACCCUGGCGCCCACUCCACUAGACGGCUUCCCUCAGACACCACAAAUGUGUCCAAAACUAAAAACAAGCCCGUGGAUUCGGACUCAAGUCCAUCGCCGCAGGGUGCUGUGAAGCGUGGCUCAAAUACCUCAGCCAUUAGACAACUCGCCUUGGCCAUUGACCAGAUGAACGCAACGUUGGCCAACCAUUCAAAGCAACUAAACGACAUCACAAACCGGCUGGAACGAAUCCAGUUUGCGCCGAACUUGAGGAAUGGCAGUAUCAAUUCAAAUGACUUAAUUGGGGGCGGCGUCUCCAUAUCGACGGUGGUCAAGUCUAUAUUCUAUGCUUUAAUUGGGCUAACAUUCAGCGUGAUUCUGCGCUGGUUCUUUAAAUAGUUAUUUUGGUUAAAUUUUCUAUAUAUAAGUGCAACAUUUGAGCUAUGGUAUAUACAAAUAUAGUCUAUUUAUACACGUCCAAUAUUAUUCUAAAGCUAUAUAGCCAUGCCUCUUCUAUUGUAUAUUCUGUCCCACUCAAAGAAACAGAUUCACUGUUCAAAUGAGCGUCGUGUAAAGUCAAUCAAGAAUUAUGAAUUAAGCUAAUUGGUAUGUUAGUCCCAAUAAAUGUCUAUAAUGUAAUAUUAACUACUGCGGCCACAGAAAUGCUGAAAACUAUUCAGCAGGCCCGAUCAGGUACGUUUAGGCUUAUUCGUUUUACAAAGGAUACGUAUAUCUACAAUGAAAACUAUCACCAAAAUUUCGUAACAAUUCCAUUUCACGGACACUACAAUGCAUUCAAUUCCUGUUGUUUUCAAACACAAAUGCAUAGAUAUACUAGUACUCAUAAAAUAUAUAUGCAUAUAUAUUCAUAUGAGAUCAUUUGGCAGAGCUGCUCGAGAGGCUUUCUCAUGAACAAGAACAACGUGCAACACUCAUAAACAUUAAGAAAGUUUAAUGCUAAAGUGAUUAUUAUAAACUUAGUGUACUAUAUACACAAAAUACAUGUUCUUGCAUAACAUCCACACAAAUUGUACUACCUGAAAACAUAUUUGGAUCGAAAUAAACAUUUAACACA